Molecule: messenger RNA, 2533 nt
Organism: Nelumbo nucifera (sacred lotus)
Lineage: Eukaryota; Viridiplantae; Streptophyta; Magnoliopsida; Proteales; Nelumbonaceae
Product: protein EXECUTER 2, chloroplastic-like
Biological process (GO): singlet oxygen-mediated programmed cell death; response to singlet oxygen
Cellular component (GO): thylakoid membrane
Source: RefSeq, a predicted model, not a curated record
UUGAAGCUGGCUGGAUUUAUUGGAACGAAUUGCAUCCUCUUUGCUGCCAAGACCUAAAGCAUUUUUACCGGGAUGCUUGGUUAGUGGUUUCCAAUUUGGUUAGUGGUUUCCAAUUCUAUGAUACCGGUUUGAAUUUGAUUUUUAGGUAUCAUGCCCUCUCGGUAUCACAGUCGGGGAUCCCAAUUUGGUUAAUUCGUUUACAGCGAUUACCCAAAAAAAAAAAAAAAGAAAAUCUUCUACGUCAAAAAAUCCAUUUAAAUUCUCAUAAACAAGGAGGGAGGGAGGACCGGAAGAGAGAGACUCAGAGAUGGCUGUUGCUAAUGCAUGGGGCGUGCGAAACACAGCCCCGCUAUGCCAAUUCAGACACUCUUGCCUUGAUUCUUUUGCGAAAAAAGGGUGUAAUCCCAUCUUCGUGGGUUUCAGGCUCGACAAAUCUAUUUGGAGAAGUGGCCGGAAUCUCAGUCUUUCUUGUCGGUGCAGCAACUCUUCCGACUGGGAUUGGAAUCGCUGGACUCGCCAUUUCUCAGAAAUUGAACAGGCCGAAAACCUUGCAUCGGUUCUCAAGUUUCAACUAGAAGAUGCAAUUGAGAAGGAAGACUUUCAGGAAGCUGCAAAACUGAAAACAGCUAUUGCAGAGGCAACAUCCAAGGAUGCUGUAUCUGAAAUUAUGUCCUAUCUAAAGAAUGCGAUUGAUGAAGAGCGUUAUCAUGAUGCAUCAGUGCUGUGCAAACUUACUGGAAGUGGGCUGGUAGGAUGGUGGGUCGGCUGUUCAAAGGAUUCUGAUGAUCCUUUUGGCAAGUUAGUACGAAUAACCCCUGGUGUGGGCAGAUUUGUAGCCAGGAGUUACAGUCCAAGGCAACUGGUUACUGCAUCUCCUGGGACACCAUUAUUUGAGAUAUUUGUUGUCAAAGAUGUCAAUGAGACAUAUAUUAUGCAGGUAGUGUACUUGAAGCGAGCUAAAGGAAGUUCAUCAAAGUUUACAUCGUCACCAUCAAAACCAACAGAUGGUCCAACCACUUUGGCCACUAACUCUUCUGUAGAAGAUACUACAGUGAAUGAAGAGGAUGAUGCAGAGAAACCUGAAGAUAAGAAUGCAAACAACGUUAAGGAUGCUAGUGAAGAAGGGAUAAAAAGUGUUAUAAAUUUUCUUAAAGACAAAAUUCCAGGAUUAAAAGUUAAGGUCAUGAACAUUAAUGUUCCAGAGGAGAGAGUAGGAGAUGAUAACACUGCAGAGCAGCUAAUGCAGGAGGACAAUGAGAAGGCAAGAUCAACUGGGAAUUCUGAGGACGAAGGUGAUCUAGAUGAUAUUCAUCGUGAGGGGGUUGCUCUGGGAGGAGAUACUAAUACAAGGGAUGAGGGAAGUGAUAUGGCCGCCAUGAAGCUUUUUAUUGGUGGGGUUUUACACAACAGUGAGGAUUCUCCUUCUAAAGAUGAAUAUGUGCGAUUGCCAGCGGAAAUAAAGGAUAUCGAAAAGGAUUCUUUUAUACUACAUGUCCCUCAGAGAGAUAAAGAUUCUGAUAUUGGAGAAAGUGAAGUGCCUAAGGUCAAAGUGGCAGCUAUUGCUGCUCAAGGUGUUUCUGAGCUCAUGCCUCCUGAUGUUGCCAAGGCAUUUUGGGGUGUUGAUAAGGUUCCUUCAAAGGUUUCUAGAGAUGUACGUGAGAUUGUAAAGCUUGCUGUAAGUCAGGCUCAGAAACGAAAUAGGCUAUCUGGGACUACAACUUUUACUCGGAUCACCACUUCCAGAGACAAUUUGGAUCCAUUUGAUGGUCUCUACGUUGGGGCCUUUGGCCCUUAUGGCACUGAGGUGGUACAGUUGAGGCGUAAAUUUGGCCAUUGGCAUAGUGUGGAUGACACAGACAACUGGUCAGAUGUGGAAUUUUUUGAGUAUGUUGAGGCAGUAAAGCUGACAGGGGAUUUAAAUGUUCCUGCUGGCCAGGUAACAUUCCGUGCAAAAAUUGGUAAAGGGAAUCGCGUUCCUAACCGUGGGAUGUAUCCAGAUGAACUGGGAGUGGUUUCUAGUUACAAAGGUCAAGGAAGAAUAGCAGAAUUUGGUUUUAAGAAUCCACAGUGGGUUGAUGGUGAACUACUCCAGCUUAGUGGCAAGGGCAUGGGACCAUAUGCCAGAGGGGCAGACCUUGGAUUCCUUUAUAUUAUUCCAGAGCAAAGCUUCCUUGUAUUGUUCAACCGGUUGAAGCUUCCGGAGUGAGCCAUGUAUCGUUGAUCAUCAGUUGUUUUGGCUUUUGAUAAAUGAGAGUCCAUUCAAGAAUGCAAUUUCCCCGUUUCAACAUUUUAGAUCAAAAGGGCAACUGUGUACAGAGGAGUUCUGAUCGGUAGUGUCUUUCGGAAGCGAGCUGUAUAAAGUACACAAAUUUGAGCUUAUGGCGCUGUUUCCAAUUAAUUGCCUGUACGAGGAUUUCUUUUCCUGAGGUGUGUAGUAUAUCAUCUUUGCGGCCUAUCAACCGGAAUGUUAGAGAGCUACUCUGUUUUCUAAAAUUAUAAAUGUAUGCGGUGAGAUAAUGCUAAUUUUUUACCA